AUUCGAAUCUAAUUUACUUUUGACUUGAACUACUGUAGUUGCCGAACAGACUAAAGAAAGACUGAAUGUAGCUGGCUUAAAAGCUUUUAGAAGACAAGGAUGUCUCUUUCCAAAGAAUCAGCCGUGGGAUUUCAAAAGCAGAAAGGAGGGAGAGGAGGAGGGGGGAGGGGCCCAGACCGGGAUGUCCAGGCCGAGGAAGAGGAUGACACAACAACCAGAGGGACAGAAGAACUCAGGCUCGUUCUGAUCGGUAAAACCGGGUCAGGGAAAAGUGCCUCAGGUAACACCAUCCUGGGCCACAAGCACUUCCUGUCUGAGCUGAGCGCCCGGUCCGUCACACAGGUGUGUGAGCAGGGCAGUGCCGAUCUGGAGGAGGAAGGGGGGGGAGCGGGGAGGAAGAGAAGGGUGGUGGUGGUAGACAUGCCUGGGUUCGGAGACACGCAUCUGCAGGAGGAGGAGACCCACGCUGAGAUAGCCAAAUGUGUGACCCUCUCUGCCCCUGGCCCCCACGCCUUCCUCCUGGUCAUCCCGCUGGGCCGCUACACCCAGGACGAGGCGCGGGCCGUCCGCGAGAUGUCGCAGAUAUUCGGGGAGGGUGCGGUGCGUGACCACACCCUGGUCCUGUUCACCCAUGGCGAUGACCUGGAGGGGAGGGGGAUGGAGGGGUACCUGAGGAAGGCGCCCCAGGAGGAGCUGAGGGGUCUGGUAGACAGGUGUGGGGGGAGGUACCACGUCCUGAACAACAGAGACCCUGGAGAUGUCCAGCAGGUCAGAGAGCUGCUGAGGAAGGUGGAGAGCAUGGUGGAGGGGAACGAAGGAGGCUUCUACACCAACGCUAUGUUCCUGGAGGCAGAGGCUGCCAUUAGAGAAGAGCAGGUGAGGAUGGUGUUGGCGAUGGAGAGCGGCCAGGGGGAGGGAGAGGAGGAGGCCAAAGUUUCUAAAAGAAGGAAGUGUGAUCUCGAUUGGGAGGGGCUGAGAGGAGGGGGAGGGGAGGGCGGCUCAGGAGGAGGGGUGAGGAUGAGAGGCCUGGAG
Messenger RNA from Hypomesus transpacificus, 1032 nucleotides. RefSeq names its product GTPase IMAP family member 4-like. The transcript is spliced from 3 exons. Gene Ontology annotation, molecular function: GTP binding. NCBI's taxonomy places the organism in Eukaryota, Metazoa, Chordata, Actinopteri, Osmeriformes, Osmeridae. The annotation marks the transcript as partial. The record is from RefSeq and is a predicted model, not a curated record.